Microthlaspi erraticum is the source of this 1005-nucleotide messenger RNA. The record is from the annotation of a GenBank genome assembly. Lineage: Eukaryota; Viridiplantae; Streptophyta; Magnoliopsida; Brassicales; Brassicaceae.
AUGCCUAGCCAACCCUUUCCCAAGGUGGAGGCUAUCAACCAAGGAAUGAUCUCAGAAACAGGGGAGCAAGAGAUAUUGGAGCUCUUAGUGGAUCUUUUCCAGCGAUGCCAUCACUUCCAUGUGGAGAAUCGCCUAAGGACUUACAAGCCAGGGCCCUCCGAGGAGGGAUAUCACGACGGAAUCCCGUCAGACGACUCUGAUGCUGAUUCGGAACGCGAUGACGAAGAGGCUCCAGACCGUCCUCGCCUGAAGGGUAUCCCCGAGAUUAUCAAGAUGCCGGAGCAUGCUAAAUCCAAAAUGCCGCGUAUAACGGAUGGCAGGACGUGGAUGACUCCUGAGAUUCUCACAGCGCUGACGAAGAGAGUCGGCUUCUCGGGUUGUAUUGAGUUCUGGAUUCCGAAAGAGCAUGAAAGGCCUUACGAUGCUCCGCCGGGAUGGAUAUGCGUUUACGAAUGCUCUUUCACCGAGUUCGGGAUGAAAUUCCCUUUGCCUUUCUUGCUGCUGAGAUUCGCCGCUGAACGAGGUGUCGCCGUGAGCCAGCUGACCCACGGCGUCUUUCGUCAUAUGCUUUUCACGGAAGCUUUAGCGAAUGCCGCGAACGUCAUGUUCGAUCGCCAUCUUUUCGAGAACGUCACGGAUCUUCGCGCCGGAUCCAAAUGGGAGGGGAACUUCAAGCGUUUCCACACCGCGAUGCGACAUAGGAUCGUUUUCGAGCCAUUAAGGCGGGCGAGGCCGAGCAGCGCCCUUAAGGACAAAUUCAAAGCUUUGAGGGAUCUUAGUCAUAAGAUCUGGCCCGAGGUCGUGGAGAAACUUGAGAGAGAGAAGAGAGAGAGGAAGGAGAGGAAAGAAGGGAGAAGCAAGCCUGCCGUCUCCGUGACUCCAGUAUCCACGAGGUCGCCCCGACUCAAGAAGAAACCGAUGGGUCUUAGAAAGAGGACCGCCGUACCGGUUGACGACGUCGUCGUUGCUUCGGAGCCAGUGCUGAAAAACCCAGCAGUACAAUAG